GUCCUACUGCAGACUGUGGACCCUCAGUAAACACUGGUAGUUAGUUAUUAACACCACAGAACUGGGAGAUUGAGGUCUCCGUCUACAGGAUCGGGUCCUUACAUAUGCUCCAGAACUCAACAUCUAAACUGGCUCUGGUUUAGCUGAGGUCAUGUCUCGUCUCGUGCUGUGUUUGAUUGGCUGCGUCACUCUGUGGUCUGCAUCAGUCAUAAGUUUGUCAGUUUUCUCUGACGCGCCGCAGGCUCACAUGCUUCUUCGGUCUCGGCGGGCGAAUUCCUUUCUGGAAGAAAUGAAACCCCCUUCUAAGGAACGAGAAUGCAUUGAAGAAAAGUGCGACUUUGAAGAAGCAAGGGAGAUUUUCCAGACAAGAGAGGCUACGCUGGAGUUCUGGACGGUGUACACAGAUGGAAACCAGUGUCAGUCCAAUAUGUGUGUGCAUGGUGAAUGUGUGGAUCUGUUCCAAGACUAUGCCUGUCGCUGUAAACCUGGUUAUGAAGGCAAAUACUGUGAAUACAAUAUAACAGCCACAAACUGCUCUGUUAAUAAUGGGGACUGUGACCAUGACUGCACAGAAAGUGAAGAUGGUCUUUGGAGGAAAUGCAGUUGCAUAAACGGAUACAAUCUGGACAAAGAUAACAGAAAAUGCAUCCCGCAAGGUCCUACAUCUUGUGGUCAGUUGUUGAUCAGCAGGUCAGAGUACAGUGGACCUGUGGUUGGCCUGCUGCCCUGGAUGCUAGGAGGAGAGGUGGGCAAGAAGGGUGAGAGUCCCUGGCAGGUGGUGGUGCUGAAUGCCAGAGGAAAUUUUCACUGUGGAGGCGUCCUAAUUGACAGAAACUGGGUCCUGACCGCUGCACACUGCCUAGAAAAUAAUCUACGAUUUGGUGUACGACUUGGUGACUACGAGCUUCUCAGAAAGGAAGGCACAGAGGUGACACUGACGGUGGUCAAGGCUUUCAAACACCCAAACUACAACAGAGACACUGUGGACAAUGACAUUGCUCUGCUGCGCCUGCAGACCCCCGCCCCGUAUAACAAUUACAUUGCUCCCAUAUGCCUACCAGGGCAGGCGAUGGCAGAGAGGGUGCUCCACCUUAAUGGCACCACCACUGUGGUGACUGGCUGGGGCAAAGAUGACAGCGGUAAGUACAGUUCGGCCCUGAACGUCAUCAAAGUGCCGCUGGUCAACCACAGCGUCUGCGAACAACAAAUGUUUCCUCACACCAUCUCUGAAAACGUGCUCUGCGCUGGAAUCCUGGGUCAGAAAAUUGACGCCUGCGAAGGGGACAGCGGCGGGCCAAUGGUCACUCUGUACCACGGCACAUGGUUCCUGGUUGGCUUAGUGUCGUGGGGCGAGGGCUGCGGCCAAAUAGACAAGCUAGGCAUCUACACCAAAGUGUCCAACUACAAUGAUUGGAUCAGAAAGGUGCAGGAGGAGUGGGACAAAACCAAUAACCUGCAGGGAGUCUCAGCGUCUUCCAGGAGAUCAGUCUGAUCUGUUGAAGCCCCAGCAACAUCUAACAGCAUCAAAGACGUACUAACUUUUAAAUAAUAAACUCUCAUACUCUUUGUGUUGUUCUUCAACAUGUAACCUUACCAAAUUCAGGAGAAGUUCAUGAGGUGUCCUUUCAAUUUCUAGAAAACAUCAGGUCAACCAAAUGAAACAAAAGUCAACAUUAAACGAAAAAUAUAACCAUGAAAAACAUCUCGCGACAUAACGAAUGCUGAGAUUAUCUUCAGAAAUCUCAAAGCAGAUCCUUGAUGUAUAUUAACUUUAUUUGAUAUCCACCAGCGAAUACAGAAGUGUACAAUCUUAAAGUCAUUAAGCAGCUAAAUGCGCCAAAUAUUUUACACAGUAUAUUACACACACACAUUUAGACUGGUUUCAUUCUCAUCAAAUUGAGGAUUCCUGUGGUCUAAAGGAGAUAGAAUUAUUGCUUUUGUUUGAAAGGAAGGCACCACAAACACAAAUAUAUUUGUUCCAGACUCAAACUUCAAAUAAAAGUCUGCAAACUGUUGUUUCAAA
This is a messenger RNA of Oryzias melastigma (Indian medaka), 2023 nucleotides long. It is a transcript of the gene proca, whose product is annotated as protein C (inactivator of coagulation factors Va and VIIIa), a. Gene Ontology annotation, cellular component: extracellular region. NCBI's taxonomy places the organism in Eukaryota, Metazoa, Chordata, Actinopteri, Beloniformes, Adrianichthyidae. Gene Ontology annotation, biological process: proteolysis; blood coagulation. Gene Ontology annotation, molecular function: serine-type endopeptidase activity; calcium ion binding. The record is from RefSeq and is a predicted model, not a curated record. Bases 152 to 1492 code for a protein of 446 amino acids. The transcript has 10 exons.